AUGGCAAUGGGCUGUAACAUGACGUGUCCUGUGGGACACUAUGGAGCAAACUGUGCCCAACCCUGUCCCUGUGUCCAGCCCGACUGCCAUCCUGUGUCCGGCACCUGCAUCUUGGGUCCCAAUGGGCGAGUGGGGGUGAUGGCCGCCGGCUGUCUGAUCACGUUGCUGCUUCUCCUGCUCUUACUGUGCUGUUUCUGUCUGUGUCGGAAGAAAGCGUUGGACACAAAUUGCGGUCAGGCUGGUGUGAUCAGGAGGAAGCUGCGCCGCAGACACAUCAGGGGCACGUUUACGCACAUCAGCACCAAACUACCCAGAAUCCCUAUUGGCCGUCAGAAGCUCCCAAAGGUUGUGGUUGCACACCAUGACAUAGAGAACACCUUAAACUGCAGUUACAUUGAGCCUCCGUCUGUGGUGGAUCAGCCAUCACCGUCCUGGUCAUCUCAUGGCUCCUUCUCCUCGUUUGACACGGCAGAUGAUGGUCCCGUGUACUGUGUCCCUCAUGAGGAGAGCAUGGUGGAGAACCUGGCUCCACCCAUCAGUGAAGAGGAGGCUGGGGAGUACACCUCACUGAAGGGGGAUGCCACUGAGAUGCUGUUACUUAAAUCGUCUGACAGUGAAGCCUCCAGCAAUGGGUCAGGGUCAACCAGUGGAGCUGUCUAUGCCCAUGUGGCCCGGCUCUCCAAGCAGUCAAAAGACAGCGACGUAAGCAUUCACAGCAACAGCGCCAAGACCCCUUCCCCUGACAAGGCCAAGCCGCCCCCACCUGAUCCAGCAACCAAGCCCAAGCUGUCCUGGAUCCACGGGAAAUCCAGCUCCGGUCAAUCAAAUGCUUCGACUGCAACACACCCACUGUCGCUCGAUAAAGGAGCCAAUCAAACAGAUUCCCGGGAGUGGGGGGGUGGGGUUGGGGGGGCAACGGGCAACGCCAGGAAGAGAAACCUCAGCGACUCUUCGGGGGGAGGGGGGGCUCGACAGGACGGAAAGAAAUCGCUCACAGAUGUCAAAAUGCGUCACAAAGAAAAAGGUCCUGGCAGAGCAAGAGAGCAGAGUGCCAGCCACACAGGUCAUGGAAAUAAAACACACAAACCCUCGGAGCAGGUGGAAAAUAUCAAUGGGGCGACACACAAUGCUCUUAAAAAAGUUGGCAACUUACCAGGAGAAAAGAAGGGCGAUGGAAGAGAGGGCGGGAGAAGCCCCUCACUGACCAAGGAUUGGCCAGAUCUCGUCUUUCCCCAUCUAUCCUCAGAGACAGCGACUAUGCUCGCCUCGCAGUUGAAGGAAAGGACUCAGAGUCUGAACAGGAUGGAGGUGGAGCUGAAGCAGAAUGGGCUGAUUUCCCCCCAGAGGCCUACCCCUCCACAGAAGGCAAAACGCUCGUUUGGUGCCAAUAAACAGAGGCCGACCAAAGCGGUCAUCCCGACAUCAAGCAGCCUGCAGAAAAUGAUCAGACCACCCUCAGCACCUCCUGAUCCUGAGCCAGCAGAUAGCAAGCCAGCGGCUCAGGACAGUCAGCCUGGACCUGACCAGGAGCAAGUCAAACAGCAAUUAGGGGAUCAGACCCCCAAAAAGACCCCCAUCAAAAAGCCCCCGAGGAAGAGAAGCAAAGAGGUCACAGUGGAGUCUUGGAGCCACCACAAGGAGCAGCUGAGCUCUGGGUAUGUCAAGAGCUGUGGCUCUCUCACCGAUCACCCCAGAACAGCUGCUCUGCCUCCGCAGGCCGUGGGUGUGAAGGAGACGUAGAGCAGCUUCUCCCGGCCACCAGAUGCUGGUGGUGUGAACCUUUGUCACCUCCAGUCAUUACAAACAGAUCUGACAAGAAGAAAGAACUAACUGACAUUUUUAUAUCACCUAAUCAUGUGGAAACAUUUCAAAGCGUUUCAU
This is a messenger RNA of Callorhinchus milii (elephant shark), 1881 nucleotides long. RefSeq names its product scavenger receptor class F member 2-like. NCBI's taxonomy places the organism in Eukaryota, Metazoa, Chordata, Chondrichthyes, Chimaeriformes, Callorhinchidae. The transcript has 7 exons. The record is from RefSeq and is a predicted model, not a curated record. The coding region runs from base 1 to 1740 and encodes 579 amino acids. Gene Ontology annotation, molecular function: scavenger receptor activity.